GAACUGAACAAAGGACUAAUAAUGGGAACACGGGGUGACAUGAAAAGGACCAUGUCCCCCUUAGUGGUUCUAUUUAUUAUUAUAGGAUUGUUGGGGCCAACAUGUGAAAAUCUAAAUAAUUUGACGGAUUCAGCAGUUUCACAUCAUAUGCCCUCACCAGACCAAAAUGACAGGACCCAAUUGAAUGACAGAGCACUGGAAUACUGGCCUGUGGCCAACCGUACAGAAAUUAAAAUUUUUAGGAGAGGACCACUAGUUAUUUCCAGAAAAUACUGGUACCCCGUUUUAGAAAUAGCAAUUAAAAAAGCACCUCCCAUAUCCCCUGCAAUUACCUCAGCCGCAACAUCAACAAAAUCAUUCAGCUCAUCACCAGCAACAACAACUAUGUUGCCCACUUCAUCUUUCCCAGCAACUGCACAAAUAACUACUUUAGGGCCUUCAACAACCAAAACAAAGUCUACCAUUUCAACAGAGCCCCUAACAACCAGCAUUCAAGAACAUAUCAGCAAACAGAAGACCACUACAAGACAAAUAUCAGAAACCACAACAGAGCUGCAAACUUCAGCAGUGCCAGCAACAAUCACCACUUCAAAAACAACAAUCUUACCAACUACCAACUCAAGACAACAAACAACCAUUACACAUUCUACAACUUCAGAACAGCCACUCCAUUAA
This is a messenger RNA of Sinocyclocheilus grahami, 675 nucleotides long. Its product is annotated as salivary glue protein Sgs-3-like. NCBI's taxonomy places the organism in Eukaryota, Metazoa, Chordata, Actinopteri, Cypriniformes, Cyprinidae. The transcript is spliced from 8 exons. The record is from RefSeq and is a predicted model, not a curated record. Bases 22 to 675 code for a protein of 217 amino acids.